AUGACCUCCAUUGUCCUCAUUACUGGAGCCAGCGGGCUACUCGGGCGCCAGGUGUUCAAUGUCUUCCAGCGGUCCGGAGUGCUGGUCGUCGGCCAAGGCUUCUCCCGCGCAACCCCACCGACGAUUCUCAAGGCGAACUUGGAACAGACGGACGAGAUCAAGAGAAUUUUGGACGAAGUCAAGCCUCACAUUGUCAUCCACUGCGCUGCAAACAAGUCCCCCGAUCUGUGCGAUAAGAACCCCGAGCAAGCACACAAGGUCAAUGUGGAUGCAACCCGUUGCCUAGCUGAGGAGUGUAACUCGCGCGGCGCCUUCCUCGUCUACAUCUCAACCGAUUACGUCUUCCCCGGCGUAGAAGGCGAAGCUCCCUAUGAAGCCGAUGCAGAGCCUCGACCCCCAAACCUGUAUGGCCAAUUGAAGCGAGACGGCGAGCUCGCCGUCCUGGAAGCCACACGCGACACAGGACUGGGCGUGGUCCUGCGAGUGCCAGUGCUGUACGGCGCGGCACGCAACAACUCCGAGAGCGCGGUGAACACGCUCGUCGAUGCGGUCCAGAAAUCAUCCGACCCCAACGCCGGCGUCAAGAUGGACGACUGGGCCCAGCGGUAUCCCACCAACACGGAAGACGUGGCGCGCGUGUGCCGCGAUAUCGUCAUCAAGUUUCUGCGCGAGAAGGACAAGCUGAAGGAGCUGCCACAUAUCUUACAAUUCUCAUCCGAGGACCGCAUGACCAAGUAUGAGAUCUGUGAGAAGCUGGCGCAUGUUAUGGGGGUGUCCAUGGAGGGGAUGGUGAGAAAUCAGCAGGGGAAUGACCCCAAUGCUGGGGUGCAGCGGCCCUAUGACACGCAUCUGUCGACGAAGGCGCUGGUGGAUUUGGGGAUUGAUGUGCGCACCACGGACUUUGAAGCCUGGUGGCGGCAAUCGCUGGCCCCGAGCCAGAAAUAA
This is a messenger RNA of Penicillium lagena, 945 nucleotides long. Its product is annotated as dTDP-4-dehydrorhamnose reductase family protein. The transcript has 4 exons. The coding region runs from base 1 to 945 and encodes 314 amino acids. Gene Ontology annotation, molecular function: methionine adenosyltransferase regulator activity. Gene Ontology annotation, biological process: S-adenosylmethionine biosynthetic process. Gene Ontology annotation, cellular component: methionine adenosyltransferase complex. NCBI's taxonomy places the organism in Eukaryota, Fungi, Ascomycota, Eurotiomycetes, Eurotiales, Aspergillaceae. The record is from RefSeq and is a predicted model, not a curated record.